Gadus macrocephalus (Pacific cod) is the source of this 6284-nucleotide messenger RNA. It is a transcript of the gene cep131, whose product is annotated as centrosomal protein 131. Lineage: Eukaryota; Metazoa; Chordata; Actinopteri; Gadiformes; Gadidae. Gene Ontology annotation, biological process: regulation of centrosome duplication; intraciliary transport involved in cilium assembly; cilium assembly. Gene Ontology annotation, cellular component: centriolar satellite. Bases 797 to 4321 code for a protein of 1174 amino acids. The record is from RefSeq and is a predicted model, not a curated record. The transcript has 26 exons.
UUCACCGGGGGGUGGGCAGAGGGGUCAGGACAGCACUCAACAACAUUCUCUCUCGUUCUGUGAAGAUCCAUACCACCUUUCUCUAUUUCUUAAAGAGUAAAAACAAAGAUAACUUGACAUUUUUUGAAUCUUCACUAACUUAAUCUCCUUUUAAAGGGCCCUUAUUACUACUCACCGGGAGCGAGUGUGAUUAGCCGUUAUAAGCCGUUUGUAAAUCUGCCUCUUCCUGUGCCUUAGUGACAUCACAAGUGGGAGUGUCCACCUAGAUAUAGAUAAGACGGAUUGGACGGACACGCCCACUUGUGAUGUCACUAAGGCACCGAGGUGCCUUAGUGACAUCACACGUGGGAGUGUCCACCUAGAUACUGUAUAUUUUGGACGGAUAAGCAACAUUUGCCACAGUCCACAGAGAGAGGGAGGAGAACGGGGUUUUAGUCGUCCGGUCCAGGUGCCGAUUGUCAGCUCCAGAUGGGCGUUGUGCUCGGGCGGCUGAAUACUCUGUCAUUCGCUGGAUGGAUGAAUAAGGUGGCUUUUUACUCGUCCUCAAAGGCAGAACGUACGUUUGACAGCAGUCGCAGUGCAAUAGUGUGAAAUAUAAUGUGUACAAUAUAGAAAAAAGUUAGCAGCCAGAAAGCUCAAUGUAUCUAAGUAUGUGGACUUAAUAUAUAACAUGCCUCUAAGUUAGGUGAGGUACUGGAGUAUGCACUUUGGUUCCACUACAGUAAAGCCUAAUGGAACUGCUGUUCUUUGAGUGGAAGGACAAACAUGCUGUGCGUGUGUGUGCGCGUGUGUAUGAAUGUGUGUGUGUACUCAGAGGAAUGCUAUCAUGCUAGGUGCUCAUGAAUGUGUGUGUGAUGCUAACAUGCUAGGUGCUCAUGAAUGUGUGUGUGAUGCUAACAUGCUAGGUGCUCAUGAAUGUGUGUGUGAUGCUAACAUGCUAGGUGCUCAUGAAUGUGUGCGUGAUGCUAACAUGCUAGGUGCUGAUGAAUGUGUGUGUGAUGCUAACAUGCUAGGUGCUCAUGAAUGUGUGCGUGCUCCUCAGAGUGAUGCUAGCCUUGGAGGCCCGCGCUCCAUCAAGAACCUGCGGCGGUCCAACAGCACAACGCAGGUCAACCAGCAGGCCAACAUCAGCUUAAGCGAGGAGCCCCGAGACGACUUCUUGGCCGUGUUCGACAGCAGCUCAGACGGACGCAGGAAGCUGGCCAGCCUCAGCAAGGCCUCGCCGGACAGGACCACAUGGAACAUACUGGACGACCAGCCCCGGGCGCCGCCCCUGGCGGGCAGCGUCCGCAGCGCGGGCAGCGUCCGCAGCGCGGGCAGCGUCCGCAGCGCGGGCAGCGUGGACUCCCAGACGGGGAGGAGGAGGGACACGGGCCGCACCCUGGCUGCCAACUUCACCGCCAACAACAGGAGUAACAAAGGCGCGGUGGGCAACUCCGUCACCACCAUCCUGCACAACAACUACUCUGAGAAGCCCCUCACCCCAAAGAGCUCCAAUCAGAGGCCCACCUUCAAUAACCUGCUCAAGGCCACGGGGAACGACGAGGCGUCUCUGGAGCACGGCUCCGUCACCAAGUCCCAGAAGAACUUCGCCUCGGCCGCGUCCCCCGGCGCCAGCCCCCGCCCCCCCCCCAGCGCCGCCUCGCCCACGGGGGGGGGCGCCCCCCGGGGCAGCCCCGCCCCCGCCCGGAGGACGGAGGUCACGGAGCAGGAGGCGGAGAGGUUCAUCCAGCAGGUGAACCAGGCGGCGGUCACCAUUCAGCGCUGGUACCGGCACCACGCCGCGCGGGGUCGCAGGGGCCAGGCCGCCCUCAGGAGGCUGCUGGCCGCCGGGAAGGAGCGAGCGGAGCAGGAGCGAAGCCCGGAGGCCCAGCAGCAGCAGAGGAGGAGGAGGGAGGAGGAGAGGAGGCGCGUCCGUGAGGAGAAGGCCCGCCUGGCCCGCCUCUCCGCCAUACAGGAGCUGCAGCAGAAGCGGGCCCAGCAGGCGGCCGACGCCCAGGCGUCCCUGGACCAGGACCUGGAGGGGCUCCGGGGGGGCGGCCGAGGGGGCCGCAAGCAGCCCGCCCAGACCCUCCUCGCCAACAACAGCCCCGCCCCCACGGCCCAGAAGGACCGUCCCUCGCCCACGGACCUGAAGGCCAGGCCCACAGACUCCAUCUGCAACGCGGUGGACGACAUCUGUGAGGUCACCAGCUUCAGGGCCGCCUCCCCGGCGCCAUCCAAUCGCAGGGGCUCCCAGUGUUCCCAGGACAUCCUGCAGCGGUCUGUGAGCGUGGAGGACCAGCGGCUGGCCCCGCCCUCCUGCCACGCCCAGUCAAGCCACGCCCAGUCGAGCCACGCCCAGUCCAAGACCACCCUGAACGACCUGCUGGACACCCUGAAGUUGCUGGAGGAGGAGCCGGAGAAGCUGUCGGAGCCCGGGAAGGGCUUCUCUCGGGACAAGUACGCCUGGAUCGACGAGGACGGGGACUCCACCUCGCUGACCACGGACAACCUGGAGCGCCACGGCCAGAUGACCCACAAUGCAGCGCUGCCGGGCGGCGGCGCCCUGCUGUCGGAGGCCAAGCUGCAGACCAUCAUGAGCUUCCUGGACGAGAUGGAGCAGUCCGAGCAGGAGAGGCCGCGCUCCGGGACCUCUGGGUCCCACCGGGAGAUGGGCGUCUCGGAGGAGGAGCUGGUGGGCCUAGAGCACGUAUCCGCCACCGCUGCUGAGGUCACGACCUCCGUGAUGAGGCUGAAGUUGGACCUCGCCGAGAAGAGACGGACCGUCAACAUGCUGCAGGCGGCGCUGGCCCAGCAGAGGGAGCUGACGGUGCGCCACGUCAAGGAGACGGAGAAGGAGCUCAACAGAAACUUCCAGCUGCAGCGGGAACAGUACGAGGCGGCCAUUCAGAGACACCUGGCGUUCAUUGAUCAGCUGAUUGACGAUAAGAAGGCCCUGGGCGAGCGGUGCGAGGCCCUGGUGGCCGAGCUGCAGCAGGUGGACCACAAGUACACCAAGAAGAUCUCCCAGAUGGAGGAGCAGCACCAGCUGGUGUGGCAAAUUCUGGGUCCCUUGUGUGAGGAGAUCAAGAAGCUGAAGGAGCUGAUGAGCGCCACGGAGAAGGUGCGUCGGGAGAAGUGGAUCGACGAGAAGACCAAGAAGAUCAAAGAGAUCACCGUCAAAGGCCUGGAGCCGGAGAUCCAGAAGCUGAUCUCCAAACACAAGCAGGAGCUGCAGCGGCUGCGGCUGGCCCACGACGGGGAGCUGCAGACGUCGGACGAGCGUGCGGCCCAGCGCUACGUCCGACAGGGCGAGGAGCUGCGGCAGCAGCUGGAGAGGGACAAGGACGAGCAGUGUCAGCGGGAGAAGGAGACGGCCAAGCAGAGGUAUGAGCAGCAGCUCCAGGAGGAAGAGAUGUCCUUGCAGCAGCAGAGGAGGCGUCUCUACAAGGAGGUGUCCGAGGAGAAGGAGAGGCUGGGCCAGCUGGCCGCUCGGCAGCGGGCGGAGCUGGAGGAUCUGCGGCGGACGCUGGAGGACAACAGCUCCCUGGCGUGCCACGCCCUCCGGGAGGAGCUGGAGAGGAGCCGGGAGGAGCAGGAGAGGAGGCACCAGGUGGAGAUGAAGUCUUUGAAGGAACGGAUGGAGAUCGAAAAGCAGACUUGGGAGGAGAACUACAUGAAGAAAGAGGAGGCGUGGCUGCUGGGCCGGGAGCGGGAGCUGAAGGAGGAGGUGAGGCGCGGCCGCGACCAGGAGAUAGAGCUCGCCAUCAGGAGGCUGGAGGAGGAGGGCAGCGGCGCCCGGGGCGAGAGCGAGAGGGCCGCCGAGAACAGGGUGAAGCGGGUGCGGGAGCAGUACGAGGUGGAGCUGCGGGAGCUGGAGCAGUCUGAGCGGGCGGCGGUGGAGAAGCAGCAGCAGCUCAGGAGGCUUCAGACGGAGACGGAGGCGGAGCUCCAGCGGCUGCAGGCCCGUCUGCAGCAGAGGGACCAGGAGAUGGAGGACGUGGUGCAGAGCCGGGACAAGCUGUCGGCGGAGCGGCGAGGCCUGGCCGAGGUCAUCCGGACGGAGUUCGCAGAGCGGCUGGUGGCCACGGAGGAGGAGAACCGCCGCAUGAAGGUGGAGGUGGCGGAGGCGCGCGCCCGGCUGCGGCUGGAGGUGGAGCGCGUCAGCAGGGAGAAGGAGGCGGAGCUGGCCGAGGUCCACCAGAGAGUGAAGUCGGCCAUCUUGAAGAAAGAAGAGACUGUGAGUAGCCUUCGGAAGCAGCAUGAGGCCGCUUUGAAGAGGGCGGAACACUUGGAGGCCCUGUGGGAACAACAGAGGAAACAGCUGUUAGAUAAAUAGCCCCCCCCACUGCUGACCCCCCUGCCCCGCUCGUACCAAGACUUCUGGAUUCCUCCGCAGUGGAUGGGGUUGUGUUGGUGGAACCCAAACAGGCUGAAACCAGAAGGCCCCAGAGAAGAGACUGACGCCGUACGAUAUGCCUCAACUUAUACACACGACUGUGUGUGUGUGUGUGUGUGUGUGUGUGUGUGUGUGUGUGUGUGUGUGUGUGUGUGUGUGUGUGUGUGUGUGUGUGUGUGUGUGUGUGUGUGUGUGUGUGUGUGUGUGUGUGUGUGUGUGUGUGUGUGAAAAGAAAGUAGGCUAGGGUUAACUCUGUUUCAAACUUAAAAAUCUCUAGAGGGUUAAAAGAGAAGUAAGACAAGAACUGCACUAUACGGUACAAGCAAAAAUGGAGGAGCAGAAAAAAUCGACUCGUGAAUAGCUUUGGGAUUGGAAAACGCCAGAAAAAGUGUUCCUUGGUAAAUAGAAAACACCCAAACACUAAUCUGCAACAUCAAUGGUAGUCCCCAAACACACACUCACACAUCUCUUCGGACAAAACCCAAAGCUGAGACUGCAGUACAGUCGAAUAAGCCCCGCCCCUUGAGGUCCGGUCAUAAAUGCCAACACACACACACACACACACACACUCCACCCCAAAACCUCAGGAGGAGAAGCAGUAAUUAGAGGUCUCUCAUCCCGUAAAAAAAGGCCUCAACCCCAAAUACCUGCCCCGGGGCUGGGGCAGGGAGUGGAACCAGAGACUCUUGGAACAAGGUCAAAUCUGACCUGCUGUAACUUCAGGGGCCAGUGGGUUAGCUCCUCCGAGACAUCUUAUAUAAGAGAGAGACGGAGAGACGGAGGGACAGAGGGACAAGGAAGGAGAGAGAGAGAGAUUACAAUGAGAAGAUAGAGAGAAGGGACAAGGAAGGAGAGAGAGAGGAGGCAAGGAGGCAGAGAGAGAAUACAAGGAAGAGGGAGAGGGAGGGGGAGAGAGAGACAAACUUGGAAGGGGAUGUGUUGACCCGAGACAGACUGGUCCUGACACUACAUGUUUCCAGUCCGAGAUGUGAGGAGUUUGUUUAUGGUCUGCGAGGGAGGAAUGAGGAAGGAGUCAGAGCGUCAUUCCCAGCGGGGAAGGUUCUUACGAAACGAUCACAUGAUUACGUGCAACCCUGAUCCGUGGCCGAGGCGGGGUGGGGGUGUCUGUUGACGUCUGAAACCCAGUUGGUUUGUUUCCAUUAUUUAACGAGGGAGGGAUGGCCGAGGGAAGGAGAUCCUCCCCACGUCGGCCAUCAGCGAGAGACACCACUUCCCUUUUUUUUUUUUAAAUGUAUGUUUUGCUUUCUAUUUCGGUCGAGGUUGGUUUAAAGCAAUACGCUGCAGCGCCAUGCUCUCACCGAGCCCAGGGAGGUUCCUUCUAGAACCUCACUCUGUUUAAAGGCCUGUGGGGAAGAGAGGGAGGACCUGUCACCAUGGCAAUAUGCUGGAUGCGUGACACUGUGUUCCCAAGGCCGCCCCCCCCCCCUAAUUCAUAUCCAUGUCUGAAGAUAUUUAUUGCUUGUUUGUUGUUUUUAUUUUUGUGGAUCCCUUUUGUAUUUAUUCUCUUUUCUCAGUCUCUUUGCUACCUUUGUUUGUAGUAUUGAUGUUGUUUCGGUUCCCACAUUUCACUGUUAUCAGAAUGGUUUCGUAUUGGUAUUUGCACAAAGAAUCCCAAGUCAACUAGUCCUACAGUUUGCAUGCCUUCUGCAAAAGCCAAACGCAAUAUGGACGGUUAUAAUUAUUGUAAUAGUUAAACUAAAACUAUGUUAUUUUCGGAUGCUCCGAGUACAGUAUGUCAGUUUUUAUUCUGACAUUGAAUGAAUGCCAUUAGUUUUUUAUCAAUAUGUUUAAGGAUUUAUAAAGUUUAAUCUAGCCCCUUUAUUUUAAGUAUUCGUAUUGCUGCCACUGUCGACGAAUUAAAGUCCUCCUCGGCCCGAGAUGA